UUCCGUCUCUAUGUCAAUUGUUUAACAAAUCGUUGCGUAUCGGCGUGGUACCAUUUGAUUGGAAAGUCACUAAUGUUGUUCCUGCUUAUAAAAAAGGAGACCAGGAAUUUGUGAAAAAUUAUAGACCUAUAUAUCUGCUCUCUCUGGUUUCGAAAGUUCUGGAACGCUAUGUCUUCAAUACGAUUAAAGAUCAUAUUUUCUGCCGAAUAAAUCCUUGUCAACAUGGUUUCCAUCCUGGGAAAAACUGUGUGACCCAACUUAUCGAAGUUUUUGACAGGAUAGGAAAACAACUAGAUCGUGGCAAACAGAUAGAUGCAAUUUAUUUAGAUAUGUCAAAGGCUUUUGACAAAGUUAGCCAUAAACGACUUCUUCUUCGUCUCCGUGAAUUUGGUUUUGGAGGUAACAUUCUCAACUGGUUCCGCUCCUACCUACAAGAUCGUCGUCAACAAACAACCAUCCUCGGUGUAACAUCUUUACCUAGUCAAGUAACAUCAGAGGUACCUCGCGGCUCUAUUCUGGGACCGGUGUUAUUUUUGUUAUAUGAAAAUGAUCUCCCUUUCCUGUGAAGAAUUCAUCCAUUGGAACAUACGCUGAUGACACCAAAAUCUUCAAAGAAAUCCAUAAUCUCGGUGAUGCUGCAUCGUUACAGGAGGACCCGAGUAAUUUUGAAUCAAGUUCUUCAGAUGUGGGUCUUCACUUAAACUCUUCACCAGAAAACAUCGCCAGAUCAAGUAUAUCCAUACACUUUACAAGAUAG
Messenger RNA from Paramuricea clavata, 757 nucleotides. The record is from the annotation of a GenBank genome assembly. NCBI's taxonomy places the organism in Eukaryota, Metazoa, Cnidaria, Anthozoa, Malacalcyonacea, Plexauridae.